GUGUAGUAGUCGGCCGCAGUGCUUUCGACUGGUCGCCUUCGCAAUACGGUUUACCUGAACUGUUCUGUCAAAAUAUCGCACUGAAUAAUGCUUCUGUAGUGUACAGUGAAUAGUGUCGUUUUAGUGUCUUAUUCGUUCCCAAGUGACAGAGUCGGAUAUUCCAGCCCAGUUACCUCAGAAAAACAGAUAUAUCAACAUGAGGUCGUAAUUUUUAUGUACGGAGUGUAUAUUGAAUCGGAUUAUUCGUAAAACAUAAUGGAGUGGAAUCCCGGAGAUUUGAUUUGGUUCGAUCCAGGCUUGGGUCACUCGAUUCCUGGAGAAGUUCAAGAAUGCCAUAAAAGUGCCAAUGUUAUUACAGUUCAAGCUGUUAUUAGUGGAAAGGCGCAAACCUUUGCCCUCCAAGAUGGCGAAGGAAACGUUAGAAGACGACAGGAUUUGGGUUCCGGAGGUGUGGAAGACAUGAUUCAACUGAGUGACCUACACGAAGCCGCUUUGUUAUGGAAUUUGAAACUAAGGUACGACCGGAACUUGAUCUACACGUACGCAGGAAGCAUCCUUGUGGCGGUGAAUCCUUAUCGGAUGUUCGAUGGCUGCUACGGCAUAGAAUCUGCUCAAAAAUACAAAGGGAAAAUGAUAGGAGCUCUUCCGCCGCACUUGUUUGCAUCGGCUGCGGCAGCGUAUGCUGCAUUGCCAUUUCCACAGGUUGUUGUAAUCAGUGGAGAAAGUGGAUCUGGCAAAACUGAAUCCACCAAACUGGUAAUGCAGUAUUUAGCUGCAGUAGCGCCUUCUGCUCCACGAGGUCAGGCUCUCGUCACUGAGCAAAUUCUGGAAGCAACGCCAUUACUGGAAGCUUUCGGCAAUGCCAGAACUGUGAGGAACGAUAACAGCUCACGAUUUGGAAAAUAUCUAGAAGUUUAUUUCAAAAAUGGAUCCAUUAUAGGUGCCAAAAUAACUCAAUAUCUGUUGGAGAAAUCAAGAAUAGUAACUCAAGCUCCAGGAGAACGAAAUUAUCAUGUAUUCUAUGAACUUCUGGGUGGACUAACAAACAACGAUAAGCAGAAAUAUGGUUUGAUUGAACCUGAUAAGUACUUCUACUUAAAUCAAGGAGGAAGUGACUGUUCUCCUGGUCAUUCCGGUUCCGGAGCCGAUUGGAAAGCGCUAACUAGGGCAAUGGAGGUACUCGGAGUGAGCGAAAACGAACAGGAAGGCAUUGUCAAGGUGUUGGCUUCGGUACUGCAUCUAGGAAACAUUUACUUUCAUAGGAGGCAACUCAGGCACGGCCAGGAAGGUGUGGAAGUGGGUUCCGAUGUGGAAAUCAAGUGGGCAGCGCAUCUCUUGCAGAUUUCCGCCACCGGUCUGCAGAGGACUCUAACUUCACGCAUAACGGAAGCCCGCGCAGAACGCGUUUUCUCGCCGUUGAGCAUAGACCAAGCAUUGGACGCGCGCGAUGCUUUUGCCAAAGCCUUGUACUCUGCAUUGUUCCAUUGGUUGGUAACCCGUGUAAAUUCCAUCAUUCAACGAGGAGGCUUACAAGAUGCCGCAAGAAUCUCCUUGCUGGACAUUUUCGGAUUCGAAAAUUUGAACGAGAAUUCCUUCGAGCAGCUGUGCAUCAAUUUCGCUUCGGAGUCGUUGCAGCUGUAUUUCAACAAGCACGUGUUUAAACUGGAACAACAGGAGUAUGCGAAAGAAAGACUGGAAUGGACUAACUUGACUUGGAGUGACAAUACACCAGUUAUUCAGCUAUUAGGAAAGAAACCUGUUGGAAUCUUCCAUCUUCUCGACGAUGAAAGCAACUUUCCCAAAGCAUCAGACAGCUCAUUCCUGGAAAAGUGCCACUACAAUCAUGCUCUAAACGAAUUUUACUGUAGACCUAGAGUGGGUGGUAGGGAAUUUGGAAUCCGCCAUUUUGCUGGUCAAGUUUGGUAUUCCGUUGAUGGAUUUCUGGACAAAAAUCGAGACAUUUUAAGACCUGAAGUCAUAGAACUUCUUACUUCCAGCAAAGAACCUUUAGUAGGUGCCAUUGCCAAACCUUUAAGUCAUCAGUCGCAAAGUAGGACACUACCAAAAGGAACCAAUGGACGGUUUGUUACUAUGAAACCUAGAACACCUACUGUAGCAGCCAGAUUUGGAGACAGUCUUCAGCAACUUCUAGAAAAUAUGUCUAAGUGUAAUCCUUGGUUUGUGAGAUGCAUCAAACCUAAUAACGACAAAACACCAAUGAAGUUUGACAUGCCUGUCGUUAUGGAACAGAUGAGAUAUGCCGGAAUGUUGGAUACUAUUAAAAUUAGACAAUCUGGAUAUCCUAUCAGAAUGAAAUUUCAUCAGUUCGUUGAAAGAUAUAGGUAUCUGCUUUCGGGAAUACCAAGAGGUGCGCCAUACAGAGAUUUAUGUAGGGCCAUUUUAGAACAGAUGCCUCACACAGGAACAGAUGGACCAGAUUAUCAAUUAGGAGCAACUAGAGUAUUUUUGAGAGAAAAUCUAGAACGUUUACUAGAGUUGAAAAGGGGAGAUUCACUCAAAGGUGCAGCUGUUAUUAUACAAAAGAAUAUCAAAGCGUAUCUUGCAAGAAAGAAGUACAAGAGGCUUAAGAGAAGCGCAGUUACAAUACAAAAACAUUGGAAAGGUUAUAAGCAACGAAGAGAUUUCAAUAAAAUUAAAAAAGGUGUUGUCCGUGCUCAAGCCUUGUACAGAGGAAGAAAAGAAAGGAAGUUGUAUGAUAGAAGAAAGGCAGAAUUUAAACGACGCGUUGAAGCUGAAAGAAUCGCCAAAGAAAGAGCCAAGCAACGCGCAGCUAGGGAAGCCCAACUUCAAGCCCAAGCUCAGAAAGCAAACGCUACAGCUAAGGCGGCCGCUGCUAGGAAUGAUAGUAAGACAGCAGUUAAUCAUCUGGAGAUACCAGCCGAACUUGCAUUCAUUUUUUCAAAACUCGAUGGUUAUACUCCUCCUCAUAGCGAACGUAACUUGGUAAAGGUUUUGGGAGGAGUAACAGGAAGUCUACCACCUCUAUCACUUCCUCACGAUCUUAACCAAUUUGAAUUCUCCAAAUUCUCAUCGGUGUACUUCAAAGAUUCUGACCUGCAUUAUAAAAAAGAUCCCAUCACAACACCUUUCCUUUCUAAAGCGGCAGCAAGAGAUCAAGAUUUUCAAGACGCGGUGGCACUGUUCAAGCUCAUUCUGAGGUGGUCGAACGAUCCACAGCUCGGAGGUCCAAGAGAAAAAGCUCUGGCUGAUUACAUGAUCUACAAGGGUUUGAACUCGAGGGGUUUACGAGAUGAGCUUUUGGUGCAACUGUGCAACCAAACCUGGAAAAAUGAGAACUCGGAAAGGGUUUGGCAAUUGAUGGCUCACAGUCUUAGCAGCUUCCAACCCAGUCCUCCUCUUAGCAAAUAUCUUUUGAAGUUUAUUACCGAUCAUGCUCCGAGUAACAUGAAGGAAACACUACAACGAAAAUUAACUAGAAGUUUACAGAGGGCUCCUCAUUCCCGAAAUAUGCCUCCUAGUUUACUAGAAUGGAAAAGUAUCAGGCAGAAGACAAAUUGCGCUUUAACUUUGACUAUGUCUGAUGCUACUGUAUCGACAGUGAACGUCGACUCAUGGUCAACUUGUGAAGAAGCCGCAUUCUUAGCUAUGUCAGCUUUUGGAGUGGCACCUGAAGGCUGGACAGUUAUUAUGGACGAUGCCGGCGUAGUUUAUGAAGGAAACGGCCUAGAUUAUAUAUUUGACUUAGUAUCGGAAUUAGAGCUAUGUCCCGCAUUCCCUGUUCAAAAAUCCAGCUUAUUAAAAACAGGAAGCAGAAAGAGUUUCCCUCAGGAAGUAGAUCAUCAUACAGCAACGACAUUAACUAGACCCCAAGUACCACCACCCGAACCACCCAUUAACGCAACACGUAAGAUAUCCAGAGAACCGCCCAGAGAAAUACCCAGAUCCUCCCCACCAGCACCUGUUAUCAGUUCUCGCCAAAGCUCGAGAAAAUCUUCUAGAGAAGUCACACAGAAUAUUGAUACUAGAUAUAGCCCUAGCAACAGAGGCUCACCCGUUGUUAAUCAAGUUAAUUCUCCAGUAAGAAAGGCAUCUCACGAGGCUCUAUCUAGAACGUCUGCUCUGAAUGAACGAUAUUUCGAUGCUGAAAAAAUUCGUUCAAGAAGUCUGGAUAAUCUCUUGGGCGAUGCACCAGAACCAAAUCCAUUGAUAGAAUUAGGUUUAUCGCAAACUUCUAAAUUGAACGAAAGGUAUCAUUCUGUAGAACAGUUAGCACCUAUACAGCCGGUAAUGAAUCAUCAAAAUUACAUGUCCAAACAAGAAAUUGAAUUUGAGUAUCCAGAUAUAGUCAGUGUGAGUACGUCUCACAGAGAUAGGGGAGGCCCAAGAUAUAUUAAAUCUCAAUAUGCUGGAAAGAAAGGUCCUCCAGGUUCACAUUCGAGCAAGUAUUUUGAAAAAUCCGAAUUUGCGGUUCGAAGCUCAGCAAUGUCCGAUACAAGUGAAGCUCCAAGUUUGGCGUCGCACGUAAGACGAGUUAGGGUACCUUCACAAGCCAGUGAUGUAGAUCAGUUUUUGGAUGAAUUGUUCAGUCCGGUUUUGGAUGGUAAUUUGGAUGAAUUGUCUGAUGCUAGAUCGCUAGCGGCUAGUAUCAAAGGAGGCAAUGGAGUUAAUAAUAAUAAAUCCUUACAUGAAGAAACCGAUGAUUAUAUUGAAGGAUUAGAUGAAUUCAUCGACGAUAUUUUGGGAAACGUAUCUGAUCCAAACAUUGAUGAACUAACAAAUGCCUCUGGAAUGGUUUUGAGAAUUAAAGGAGGAGGACAUAGAGAUAGGAGUAACAGUCAAGUUAGUGAAAGAAGUUCAGUACUAGAUCAGGAAGUAGAAAAUAUUACAACACCCCAAUCCGUUCCUUCCGGUUCAAACACCAACGUAGACGAUUACAUUAGUGACCUCUUCCGACCAAUCUUUAUCAACGAUAGUUUAAAAAAUCUCACAGAAAAACAUAACUUGGUAGAAUCCAUUAAAGGCGGUGGAUCUACCCAAAGUGGAGCCUCUUCUUCAAGUUUUAAUUUUCCCAGUAUCCCAGCUCCCAUUAUGAGUCCCGCACCUUUAAUGAUGCCAUUGAUCAGCUCACCUCAAGAAGGAUUUGUGCCCGUAUUCAACGUGCCUUCAGUAGGAAUGAAUGGUGUGCCGCAAGGUAGUCCCGAUUUAGCUGCUUAUCAACAAAACCUGCAAAGGGCGUUCUUGCAAAGUGCAAUGGCUCAAAAUAUUCAAAUCCAACAACAGCUUUUGGCUCAAAAUCAAGCUCUACAACAGCUGUUAACGCAGAGCGUUACCAGUGGAAGCGAUUUAAAUGUUAAGGUGACUGAAACUAUUCAAACGACUGUGAAAGCUCAAGUUCAUCCAUCACAAUCGCCUCAUAAUAGAAAGUCUAGUUUUAUUAAAUCAGGAAAUAAUUCCAAUAUAUUAAGGAAGUCUAGUUCACCAAGUGCUGCAUCUAUAGAAAUUAAAUCGCGAAAAAGCUCUGACUCGAAUCAGAGCUUCACAAGUAAAAAUGGCAUACCCGCACCUCCGCCUAUGCCACCACCAAUCGACGAAUGCGACCCAAGCGAAACUAGACCUUUCAUGGACCCCUAUGGAAGAGCCAAGACUGUAAGAAUAGGUAAAUGGAGAUGGCCACCUCCAAAAGGAGAAACUAAUCACGAGAACAGUGAGGACUUCAUUCAGUUCAAAAUGAGGCAGAACCAAAGGAAAUUGACUCCUAACAAAGAUCAAAUCACCACCGUUACUAACGGACAUAUGUCUGCCAAAAUGGAGGCAGCCAAUGAUUGGGAUGAAAUUGACUUUGAACCUAUAGUUAAAGAAACUGAACGAGUAACAAAAACUUCAAAGAAAGCUUUUGAAAUUGGGGCAUCUAGACCAUCUCCAGGAAGUAUUGGAAAAAUUAAAUUAAGUACAGAAAUGAAGCAACGCUUGGAACGUGUUACGGCCAACCAUUCUGUGAGGUCCACUAGCAGCAGCAAAAUUGACAAACCUUCUAGAACUGUUAAUAAGUUGGAAGAUACUAGAAAAAUGAUGUUAGAACAACAGUUGGCAGGCAGAUGGGAUGAUAGUAACAGUAACGUUAGUGGAAAAUCUAGUCCAGAAUCGAACCAUCACAGUGCUCAUAACGGAAAUAAAUCCCCGACGCAGCAAAGCUGGGCAAGCAGCGGUUGGAAACCUGGUCCUCCACCUCCUCCGAUAGGACCAAACUCCCUACCUCCUGCUCCUCCAGAACCAGCACCAUCGCCUCCUGUUGGCCGGUCAAGUCAACCCCCUCCACCCGUGGAACCGGUUAGGGAUAGCUUUAAAAGCCACAGAGAAUUCUUGUCUCAAAAACAAGAUCGGGAUCAGCAAUCCUCCUUCAUGGCGCAACGUCAAGACAGAGAUACCUUCGGAGUUCAUCAGAACAGAGUAAUGAAUCACAAUAAUUCGAAGAGGAAUUCGUUCAGUGCCAAUUGGGAAGUGCAAAGCAGCAUUACUGAAACCCACCAUGACGCAACCAGUUGGGCUCACGAAGAUAGCGAUAGGCAUGACGGAAGGAUAUCUAGGGAUAGUUGGGAUAUGGCAGAUUCCACUACAAUUACGUCCAUAGAUGCACGUGAAGUUGAGAGAAGGUGGGACAGGGACGACAGGAAAUACGACAAAUCCAAGAACCAAAGCAAGGAACCUUCUGAAAGACCGACAUUCAGGACUCACCAGUUGAAUAAGAGCGCGCUAGAACGGGAAAAGAAGCAUUCUUUAGCAUCGACUGCAAUGACAGAUAAGACUGACAGACAUGAAGUACAAGAAUGGCCGGAAUUUAUGCGCCCAAUCAAAACUCCACCAUCCAAGUCACCUGUCAAUAAUCAGCCGAGCACAGAAGAUGUAGAAGAACCUAGAUCCCCAACCAGUCCAAAUCGACUGCUACCAUUGGGCACCUCAGCCUACGUCACUUACAAUAGAGUCUCCUGGCUCUUGAGAGUCAGAAAGGAGUACUUCUCUCCUUCAGAACCACUUGGUCCACUAAAUGCCCUUCAUCUGAUCUUCUGUCAGAUAGCAGCUGACGUGUAUGGCGUUACUCCAUGCAUAAGACUAACAGCCAACGAAAAACGAGCUGGUGUCAAUAUGUUAUCCGGAUAUGGAGUUACAGCGGAGAAUUUCACUAGUUCCCAUAGGGCGAAUAUCAAGAGGAACGUUAUUGAACUGGCAAGAACGUGGCCUUUAUACUUCUCCAGACUAUUUCCCGUUUCUGGAGCAGCUCAGCUCUCCGAAGUUCAACUUAUUGCAGUCUCACAUUGGGGCGUCCACUUGGUGAAAAGAGAAUCGACAAAUCUACAGGUGAUCAAGUCAUUUCCUCUAAACGAAAUAUCUGCCUGUACCGCUCCAAGACCAACCACAGUUAGUUUCGAUGGACCUCAAGGAAAGAUCGCUUUACACACUCCAAGAGCCCAGCAACUGUCGGAAAUGGUUACGAGAUUUUGUGGUGAAUAUCGAAAGAUUCAAGCAAAGGCACAACGCAGCCGUUCUCCUGUUCACGAACGUCUGGACAUUAUGUCCAACGUUAGUCCUAAAUCCAGAGAAGAACUGUCACCGACCAGACACAUUUCAAGGGACGAGAGUAGGGAUGGGGCUAGGUCUCCAAGCAGUCCGGUACCGCAUGCUGGAAAGUACUCCUUGAUGCAGUUUGCGAUGCAAAAUUUCCGACAGUUGUCAGAUUUAGAACAACAAAGAAUGGACACACCACAACAGAAAUCUAAACAAAAAUCCAAAGAAUGGACGUGGAAACAACAAACCGACGUAAUAAAGUGGCAGGGAGGUCCACUGGAUGGUCCUCUUCUAAAAUUAGAAGAUCCAGAACUGACUCCUUUAGCAAUAGAAUGUUUCGACUGUAUUCUGAAGUAUUGUGGAGAUCAACCCUUAACACCCGAUAUGUCUGAAGUCAAAUGUGUCUACACAGUACUAAUGCACUGCCACAAGUACGCGGAACUCAGAGACGAAGUUUAUUGCCAAUUGAUGAAGCAGACCACUAGUAACAAAUCUGAGUCACCUGAAUCCAGUCAAAGGGCAUGGAGGUUACUAUCGAUAGUAGCUGCGUAUUUUGCGUGUUCGGAAAAUCUUUUACCCUAUCUGAUGGAGCAUUUGGCUAGUGCUGCAAAUGAUAGAAGAAGAAUCUGUCAUGGUACUGCUGCUGUGUGUGUUACUAACUUAAGAAAGACUCAGAGAUGUGGUGGAAGAAAGAAUGUUCCUUCAGUGGAAGAAGUUACUGCUGUUAGUGCCGGUCGUAGUGCUAGAAGACAAAUUUAUCGAUUACCUGGUGGUGCAGAAAGGGUAGUAAACACUCGUUGCAGUACGGUUGUAGCUGACGUCAUUCAAGAACUUUGCGGACUUAUUGGUGUUAGUAGCGAGGCCGAACAACAAGAGUUUAGUCUGUAUUGUAUAGUCCAAGGUGACGCUUUUACCAUGCCCUUAGCUGCUGACGAAUAUAUUUUGGAUGUUACGACGGAACUUCAUAAAUCAGCUCAGCCAUUCUACUUGAUAUUCUGUAGAUCUGUUUGGUAUCAUCCGCUCAAGCAUGAUGCUAGUCCUCUUUACACUGAAGUUCUGUUUAAUCAAGUGGCUCCUGACUAUUUAGAAGGAUUACUUCUCCGUCUAGGAAACCCAAACCUACCUCCAAGUGUUGUUCGAGAUAUGGCUCUAGUAGCAGCUCUUCUUCAUAGAGCUGCCGAUCUUGGUCACUCACCUAGUCUGAAAGAAGUAAAAUUCUUAUUGCCGAAGCCUGUCCUUGGUCUAAGAGAACCAAGACCACCACAGUGGUUGGCGUUGGUGCAAACAAGUUGGGGACAAGCCGCCGGCAUGUCCGUAUCGAGAGCUAAACUGCGAGUAUUACAAGUUUUGAGCAGUUGGCCUCUAUUUGGAAGCUCGUUCUUUGCCGUUAAGCGUGUUGUCGGAGAACCCGAACACUGGCAGGAACACAUACUAGCACUCAACCGAGGAGGAGUCCAUUUCCUGGACAUGGGCACGCACGAAACAUUGCAACACUGGCCUUUUGCCGAAGUGAUCAGUACCAGGAAGGUCCGCUCCGAAGAUGGCGCCCUAUUCCUCGACAUGAAAUGUGGCAAUCUCUUGCAACAACGGGUCACUAGAUUGCAAACCGAACAGGCACACGAAAUAUCAAGACUUGUUAGGCAAUAUAUUAAUUUAGAACAGGAGCACAGUAGUAGAAAGUAGACAACUGCAUAGGAAACACGGAUUUUAUUUGCAUUCAAAGGAACAGGGUUGUAAAUCAUUUCAGUAGCAUCUUGAGCAUUCUAUGAUUAAAACUGUAAUAUCAGUUUUAUAAUUUCUAAAAUAGUAAUGGAUAUAUUACGAUUAUGCAGGGGUGGUCCAAACUGUAUUAGGGAAAAACUGUCAGCAUAUUUUGCAGAUAAAAAUAAGUAAAAAAGUUCGUAUAAAUUUCUGUCCUAAAAUGCUUCGUUUCGGAGGUACAGGGUGAUUACAUUUUGAUUUCAUUUUUUUUUUCAAAUAAUUUCUGAACUAUGGUCGAUAUGUGAAUAAAAAUUGGUGGCUGGAUAUUUUUUGAUAUGAGAAAUACGAUUUCGAUGUUAGUAUGACUCCUACUUGUAGGUGGCGCCACCUACAUAUUUUUAGCCUGCCUUGAAAAGUAAUAACUUUUCGUCCGUACUUGUAUA
Messenger RNA from Sitophilus oryzae (rice weevil), 9686 nucleotides. RefSeq names its product unconventional myosin-XV. The coding region runs from base 256 to 9225 and encodes 2989 amino acids. The transcript is spliced from 39 exons. Gene Ontology annotation, molecular function: ATP binding; cytoskeletal motor activity; protein binding. Gene Ontology annotation, cellular component: myosin complex; cytoskeleton. The record is from RefSeq and is a predicted model, not a curated record. Lineage: Eukaryota; Metazoa; Arthropoda; Insecta; Coleoptera; Curculionidae.